AUGUGCUCACACACUUACUACGUUUGUGAAAUAUUGUAUAUGUCGUUGACGUUACCGUGCAUGUAUGGAAUGACACUUGCGUAUCUAUUAAUGGCUUUUUCUCGAAAACUCGGGAAGAUGAAGUUGUGCACGUAUUUGCUGCUGAGCUUCUUGGCAGUACGAGCAUCUCCAGAGCCUCGAAAACUGCCAAUAAUUCAAGAGCCACCACAUCACAUCGAGUUCACCAACGACACUGGUGCCAUGCUUAGCUGUACUGCCAGGGGAGAAUACCAGCUGGACUGGCUUCUAUUGGACAAUACACCGGCGAACGCGGUGCUUGGUCUUCGGAGGGUGCUGGCUAAUGGCUCCCUUGAACUUCCGCCGUUCCCUGUUGACAGUUACCGGCGGGACGUACACUCCACUACCUAUAGAUGUAGAAUAAGAUUCAGCAGCGGUUACGCUGUGUUAUCCAGAAAUAUGCAUGUACACGCAGCAUUGAACAUCCCGUGGGAGGUGCACGUGCCGGAUGAGUACGUGAUAGCGGGAAACGCGGCAAUAUUGCGCUGCGUGGUACCAGCACAUUGCGCCGACAGGGUCGGUAGCACGGACUGGUUCACUGAUGAUGAAAUCAGUGUACUGCAGUACUUAGGGUCAAAAUACCAAGGUCUGGAUGACGGAUCACUGUACAUAAGCUCCGUCAGUCCGGACGAUCGAUACAAUGUGUUCCAGUGCCGUGUCCGGGAUCGGAUAACAGGAAGCUUGUAUUCCAGUCAAUAUUUUGGCCAUAUAAUAGUAACAGAGCCAAAAGGCGGUGUGAGACCUCGAGUAGCAGUGCAAACGCGGUCACGUCGGGUACAAUCCGGACAAAACGUCCGGUUACCAUGCGCAGCGCAUGCUUGGCCGGUCCCCACAUACAGGUGGUUUCGUGAUCACCAAGAGCAACUAAUACCAAUAGAAAAGACUACCAUGUGGGAGCGAGCAAAACUAUUAGGUGGCGGUCUGCUCAGCAUUCAGAGGGUACGGCGUGAAGACUCCGGCAGGUUUGUUUGCUGGUUGAACAAUACCGUUGGCGGAGAAUCCAUACACUUCAGUCUUAUUGUCACAGAUCCUAUCUCCGUCCGCAUAAAACCCGAAGUGGUACGAACGAAAAGCAAUUCAAACGUUAGUUUUGAAUGUAAAGUCUCCGGACACCCCAUUGAGAUUGUCUACUGGGUACACGAUGCGAGACUUCUCAAGUCAAACGACAGAAUUAAAUUAUCAGAAGAUGGCCUAAGAUUGCAUAUCAAGAAUUCACAAAUAUACGACCAGGGAAUCUAUCAAUGUUUUGCGAGUAAUUCGAGAGAUCAAGCGUAUGGUAUAGCAGAAUAUAUAAUAAAUAUGACCGAAGGGCGGCCGCGGACGGCGGGCAACCGCUCAAGGCGCGCCCCCUAUGCUCGAAGCUCCCACACACACGAUACAGACUGGAAUUUCACUGGCACUAGAGAAACGAAACCUGAACUAGUGUACUGGUUCUCAGAGCAAACUCUACAACCAGGACCCAGUGUAUCUUUGAAGUGUGUAGCAAUGGGACAUCCACCACCACAGUUCACAUGGUUGCUGGACGGCUUUCCUAUCCCCACAAAUUCCAGGUUCGUCGUGGGACAACACGUUACUCUACAAGACGAUGUCGUCAGUCAUCUUAAUAUAAGUCGUGUGACUGAACAAGAUGGUGGCGAAUAUGCUUGUGUUGCCAGUAACACGGCCGGAAAAUCUUUGCAUGCUGCCAGAGUGAACGUUUAUGGACUACCUUACAUAAGAGAGAUGCCUAAAGUGACUGCAGUGGCCGGCAGUGACUUAAAUAUAAAAUGUCCCGUUGCUGGAUAUCCUAUUGAGUCGAUUUCAUGGGAAAGAGACGGGCAGACUUUACCUCUCAACCGGCGACAGAAAGUGUUUCCCAACGGGACACUGAUAGUGGAGCAAACACAGCGAGGCGAGGAUGCCGGAACUUACACCUGCCAAGCAGCGAAUCGGCAAAGACAUGCUGCCCGACGAGACGUAGAAGUUCAAAUAUUAGUUCAACCGAAAAUCUUGCCAAUUCAACCGCUCACGAAUUUGUUAAGAGAAGGAAUGAGGGCAGCGAUUUCUUGUCAGAUAUUAGAGGGAGACUUACCAAUAGCGUUUCGAUGGGAGAAAAACGGACAGCCAGUAACUUCAUCUCCAUACGCACCCAGCGGCAUAAUUACGAGACGGAUGGACGAAUACAGUGCAUCUUUAGUAAUAGAACAUAUCACUUCACUACACAGUGGAAACUAUACUUGUAUUGCGUCAAACGUAGCUGGAUCCGAACGGUUUACUGUACCUCUGACUGUAAAUGUGCCACCACGAUGGCGUCUCGAACCCAAUGACGUAGCAGUGGCGGCCGGACAAGAUGUCACACUGCAGUGUCAAGCUGACGGUUAUCCCAAACCGACAAUUACGUGGAAAAAGGCUGUUGGUAACACUCCCGGUGAAUAUAAAGACUUCAUGUUUGAAGGCAGUUCCAGAGUGUUAGAAAAUGGUUCUCUCGUAUUUGAGCGUGUAGCGAAGGACUCCGAAGGACAUUAUUUGUGCGAAGCAAGAAACGACAUCGGAGCUGGCUUGAGUAAGCUCAUAUUCCUCAAAGUCAAUGCGCCGGCUCGGUUUCCAAUGAAAAGCAAAACAGUACAAGUGACAGCGGGAGAGGCCGCGCACCUGCAAUGCGCUGCUUCUGGUGAUGCACCGUUGGAAGUUAGCUGGCGUAGUCCACAUCACCAUACAAUCGCUCACCAUUUAGACCAAAGAUAUACAAUUCGGGAACAAGUUCUAGACGAUGGACUGGUCUCCGAAUUGAGUAUAUUGCAGACUUAUAGACAAGACACAGGAGCGCUUACAUGUCGAGCCUCAAAUGCUUAUGGUCAAGAUGAAAUGCUCAUUCAUUUGGUUGUGCAAGAGGUGCCUGAAUUACCGAAAAAUAUAAGAAUAAUCGAUCAGCAGUCGAGGUCGAUACAAAUAUCAUGGACGCAACCAUACGCUGGCAACAGUCCUAUUAUAAAUUACAUUGUUCAAUACAAAGAGGCUACUGAGCCAUGGCCCACCACUCCACAGAAGGUUAUAGUUCCUGGCAGUGUGACGUCAGCAAGCGUACAAAAUCUCCAGCCUGCAACAUCAUACCAUCUAAGAAUCAUAGCUGAAAACAGACUAGGUCAGAGUGAGCCAAGUCAACUUAUACAAGUUACUACUACUGAAGAAGUGCCAAGUGGUCCUCCAUUAGACGUGCGAGUGGAAGCAAAAAGUUCGACAGAAUUAAUAGUGAGCUGGGAGCCACCACAGAGAGACUUAUGGAAUGGAAACAUUCUUGGGUACUACGUGGGAUUUCAAGAACUAAACAGCAACAGUACAGUGCUAAGUGCGAGUGGGCCGGGCGGUGCGUCGUACACGGUUCGUACAGUGGAGGGAGCAGGGACGGCGCGGGCGCGGACCACACUCUCGGGGCUGCAGAAACACGCCGCUUACGCGGUCGUCGUGCAGGCGUACAAUAGUAGGGGCGCGGGGCCAGCCUCGCCACCCACCACUGCUACUACUAUGGAAGACGUGCCAAGCUUGCCGCCGGGUGCCUUACAGUGCACAGCUUUGAGCUCGCAGUCGGUGCGAGCGUCCUGGGAACCGCCACCAGCACGCGCGCGGAAUGGUCUCGUGCAAGGCUACCGGCUUACGUACGCGCCCGUAACCGAUUGGUAUGGUAACGAAGAAGCAGUAACGAAACAGAUAUCAGGACUACACACAACAUUGUCAGGGUUGCGCCGAUACACGAACUACUCUGUGACUGUGUGUGCGUUCACGUCGGCCGGCGAUGGCGUCCGGGCUGCCCCUGUGUAUUGUCACACCGAGGAAGAUGUGCCUUCUGCGCCGGCUGACAUUAAAGCGGUAGUGUCAUCUCGCAAUAAGAUAUUAGUUUCAUGGCUACCGCCGUCGUCACCUAAUGGUGUCCUGGUUGGAUAUACACUCUAUAUGAGCGUCAUAGAAGAUGGAAGAGAGGAAGGUACACACAAAAGGAUGCUUUCCCCGAGCACACUGUCCCACGAGACGGCGCGAUCGCCCCCGCAUGCAACCCACCAGUUCUGGGUGUCGGCCUCUACGCGCCUGGGUGAAGGAGAAGCUACGCGCGUAGUCACAGUAUUGCCAUCCGAGUCUGUGCCCGCUCGCAUAACCUCGUUCAGUCGUAGCAUAGUAACGCCGUGGAAGGAGAACAUCUCGCUGUCAUGUAACAAAGUAGGUGUACCCACACCAACCACCACGUGGAGUAUGAAUGGUGCUACCCUCGAGUCCACAUUACGGAAAAAUGUCAGCAUCGAGGGUACACUCGUCAUUAGCAUGACGCAGUAUGCCGACAGCGGCAACUACACCUGUAUAGUGGACAAUCCCCACGGGCGUGACGAGGUGACAUACAGCGUGGAAGUGAAGGUGCCCCCGCAGCCUCCCGUCCUGGCGGUGGUCGACUCGUACGCUGACUCGUUACACUUGCAGUGGAGCGACCAGGGCGACGGCGGCAGCCCUAUUCUAGGUUAUGUGAUCAACUACAAACGCGAGCAUGGUGACUGGGAAGAGCUCCAAGUGGAAGCGGGUACUUCGGAACACGUACUGCCAAACUUGUGGUGCGGUACUCGGUACCAGCUUUACAUCACCGCCUUCAAUCGGAUAGGAACAGGGCUACCGUGUGACAUUGUACACGCGUACACUAAAGGCACUGUGCCUGUAAAGCCGAAGCAUUCACAAAUGAUAACCCUCAACACAACGACGGUCACAGUGUGGUUAGACUCGUGGGGUGACGGUGGUUGCGGCAUACUGUAUUUUGUAAUUGAGUAUAGAGAAAUCAGCCAAUCACAAUGGCGGCUUGUGUCGAACAGCGUGCAAGCGACGGAGCGCGUGUUCAGCGUGACGGGACUGACGGCUGCCACGCAGUACCAACUUCGUAUCACGGCGCACAACAACGCCGGGCACGCACUCGCACUUUAUAACUUCACCACGCACUCGCUCACCGGACUGCUGGAGGGCGAGGUGUCUCCAGCUGCGCCGGCUGCGGGCGCCCGGGCGCUGGGCGGCGCGCGCGUGCUGCUGCCGGCCGCUCUGUCGCUGCUCGUGCUCGCCGCGCUCGUCGCCAUCGUACUCCUCGUGCGCAGGAACAAAGGUGGCGGUACAGAGACGGUGGCCACGGAGAGCGGGGUCGGCGAGUCACCGUCAGUCGCACAACUCCAGAACAAAGUUAAUCGAGACCAACAGUACCUGGCCGCGAGAGCGCAGCAUCCAGCACCCCAGCACCACUACAAACAUGCCUCUAAUGAGUACAUAGAAGAUAUCUGUCCAUACGCAACAUUCCAGCUGACCAAACCGACUGCGUACAGCGAGAGCAGUUACAGCGGUAACGUGUACAGUGGGCCUUAUCACUCCGUUAGGGGUUCUUUCGUGUACCACGACCUUAAACAAAACGACAAAUAUAAGGGCAAAGAACCUGAGUAUACAAAAGUAAGAAGAAAAGGGAACAGAUUCCGUGAUCCACAUUCCGAGAGUCAAGAGUCGGACAACUUGGGAUCGACGGACUCGGAGGUGAAGAAGAUAUUAACGCUGCACCUGCCCAUUACAGAGUACGAGGACGACGCCAGCGACGACGCCAGCGCCCCGCACUCGGACAGCGAACCUGCAGCGCGGCUGCGACCCGCACAUCCUACCGCCUACCCUUCAGUGGAACGCGAGGAAUCGUCGUCAUCAUCAGAGACGUCACUAGGCGGAGGUGGCGUCCUCGUUAGGAAGGCAUUUCCAUCGCGGAAGGGUAAAGCCGCCGCUCUAGGAAAGCGGCACGUGCGCUCCUCCAGCGGAUACAGCAGUCACAACGACGAGACCACUUUCAGUAUAUCCAAUUAUCCAUCGUUCAACGAUCACAUACAUCCGCCAUCCCGUUUCUCUGACGAUACAGAGUGUGAGGGUCAUCAUCGAAGAAAGCGCGCGCCGCAUCCUCACCCGUCACAUCCAUCACAUCCGCAACAUCCUCAGCAUGCACCAGAAGCUAAGAUGACCAGAGAAGCCUUCCAAAUAAAUGUCUGAGACGCAAAGUAAACGCAGAGGCGUUUAUUAACAUUCCAGUGAAGGUAAGGAUGAAAGCUGGUCCAUGGGACCACAUGAUAUUAAUUAAAAGUGAACUUGAAAAGAACAAUAAAAUCUAAAAGAAAAUAUGACUUAUUAA
Achroia grisella is the source of this 6211-nucleotide messenger RNA. RefSeq names its product cell adhesion molecule Dscam2-like (gene Dscam4). Gene Ontology annotation, molecular function: protein binding. Gene Ontology annotation, cellular component: axon; plasma membrane. Gene Ontology annotation, biological process: axon guidance; cell-cell adhesion. Lineage: Eukaryota; Metazoa; Arthropoda; Insecta; Lepidoptera; Pyralidae. The record is from RefSeq and is a predicted model, not a curated record.